AUGAACGUUAACUGGUAUGGUAUUAGUCAGGCAUUUAAUUAUACGGUAGAGCAAUUGCUUCAGUUGGGUGUGCCACCAUCAGCAAAACUUAUCUUAGAGCAAGCACAAAAAGGCGUAGGCUGUGUAAGUAAUUUAUACGGAAAUCCAUAUGCUAUGAGUGAAGAAUUUGUAUCAGUAUACCGUAUGCAUUCAUUCUUACCGGAUUAUAUUACAGUGAUAAAAACGAAAAAUAUUAAGAAUAAAAACAAGUAUGCAAAGAUUCUAUUAUCACAGUUAACAUUUAAAAAUGCUGAAAAGCAAUUAAAACGUUUUAGUAUAGAAAAUUGGAUUAACACGUUCGGUUAUACACGUUCUGGUCAUUUAGUAUUCAACAAUUAUCCCGAUUUUUUGACGCACGUAAAACUAAAUAACAAGAAGAUUGUUAAUCUAGGUGUUAUCGAUAUUGUGCGUGAUCGUGAACGAUUAGGUUUACGCUAUAAUGAACUUCGUCGUCAAUUAAAAUUGGAACCACUUAUCUCGUUUACUAAUUUAAGUGUAACAGAAGGGGAAGCAAAACAGUUAGUUAACAUAUAUGAAAAUAAUAUAGAGAUGGUUGAUGUACUAGUUGGCUUAAUGGCUGAAGCUAAUUGGCCAUUUGGUUAUGGAUUUUCGAAUACAGCGUUUCAAAUCUUCAUUAUUAUGGCAUCUCGUCGUAUAGAAACGGAUCGUUUCUUUCAAGAAUAUUAUAAUGCCGAUACUUAUACGCAGCUAGGUAUUGACUACAUUCAAAAUGAGAGUUUUAAGUCAAUAUUAUUACGUAAUAUCCCUGAUUUAGCUGAAAACUUAGCUAAUGUAAUAAACGUAUUUGUACCAUGGUAG
Molecule: messenger RNA, 858 nt
Organism: Didymodactylos carnosus
Lineage: Eukaryota; Metazoa; Rotifera; Eurotatoria; Philodinida; Philodinidae
Source: the annotation of a GenBank genome assembly